This is a messenger RNA of Sclerotinia trifoliorum, 2210 nucleotides long. The record is from the annotation of a GenBank genome assembly. NCBI's taxonomy places the organism in Eukaryota, Fungi, Ascomycota, Leotiomycetes, Helotiales, Sclerotiniaceae.
UGCGAAAUAUUUAUCAACAAAAUUUACAUACUGAGCCGAGCGGGAAUGGCGUUACCGCUUGCCAGUACAACUCGAGGGGAAAUGAUACGCCAUCAGAUCCAUGAAAGCGACCAACAACCAGCAGCACUAAAUGCACAGUCGAAAAGAAAGCACAGCGGUACCGGCAUUUUGGUACGAUGCCACCCACAUUGCGCCAAAAUGUCUGAACUUCUCCCCAAUCAUGUAUGAGAAGAGAAGUUUCUCAUCAAUGAAACGCUAAAUAAGUAGCUGCCCCGCUCAUGCAACCAAUAGUCACAUGGCGGUACCGGUACUUUGGUAAAUACGAUGACUGUGAUGGAAAUAAUUACAUCGCUGAAAUGCAAUUGAUCCUCACCAAAGAAUCGCAAUGAUACCGGGAUGGUCCGCAGUGCGCAGUGCGCUUGAUCUUGAUGCUUUUUGAGUAUUUUAUCACAUUCAAAAUUGCAAAAGCACUCAGCGGUACCGGUAUAUUGGUAAAUAAGGGGCUCAAGCUAUGGUUCUUGCUGUUCAGCUUCCAAUAGUUAAUGAAUUCAGCCUUUAGCCGAAUUCUUGCGGGCUAUUUCGAAAAUGCUGUUGCAUUAUGGCAUGGAAACGUCGAAAGCGUUUGCUGUGUCAAGCCAUGAAGCAAAAAUACGGGCGAGACCUCGACAUGGUACAUAAGUUGUAAGUCCCAGAUUAGUCGCAACAGGGAAAGGAAUAACUUGCCAGACCCUUAAUUAUUGUUAGCAGCUGUCUGAGUACCUUUCCACUCUGAGAUGAGGGUAUCAGAAAGUGGUGUUGGAACUGGAUGAUUCGCUGAGAGUAGCAUCGCUAUUAUGUUGGCGCCGACUUGUUGCCAGCUUCAUGUUGGAUUCCUGCUUUCUGAAAUACGCAUUCAAGUGUACAAAAAGUGAAGAUAUAAGGAACAAUGAUACCUCACGUCCAAAUCUAAACGCACACAUUUCCAUCAUCAGCUGGCUGAUAACUUCACACUAUCCAUUAGCUAUCCUUUCUCUUGUCAUCUAGAAUCAAUCUCCAGCUCCAAGUCCAUUACAAUUAUCCCUCGCUCAGUUGUAACUGAAAUAGAUCCAGAGUAUGGUUACAUCCUUCAGAUGCCACAGAAAGUAUGGUGCUAACAAAUGUCAGGCUUUCCCGUACACUCUCUCAUAAGCUUAACUUUUUAGAGACGAUUAUCUCGCCCAAGAUGGAUCACGGAAGAAGGAAUUCUGACAACACCAAGGAUCACCUGGUAAGUCAAUAGUCUUCAACCAUAAGCCAUAAUCUGACCCUGUCUUUAGCAAUACCACACACCGCGUGGAAACAUCACACACAAAGUAGUAGUCGCCGAAAUCGCCAGAGCUCCACCCGCUACACCAAGAAACCCCGUAAACAACAUGCCACACAGAUACAUGAACAGAGAAGGCGACCGUCCAAACCAAUAUCCUCUUUUCGAAAGCCGAGAAUUACCUCAGCGACGAAUCAACCCAACCAGAACGGGACCAGUCCCUUUAUACGAGUAUCCGGUCACUACACCCAACAAGCCAUCUUUCGAUUACAGCCGAGCAUCUCGCGAGCAGCAAGCGGCAAUCGCACCGCAUGAGCGAGCAAUGAUGCUUGAGCCGGAAAAUAGGCCUAAUGAUGUGGGAUUUAUGAGGGGUAUUACGGGUCCCGAUAAAAAGGUCGUGGGUGCUAUAUAUCAUCCUGCUGGAGACCGUAGGGGCUUUGCCCGUGCGGAACUCGAACCUCUUGAUCGUCAGGGAAGAGAACAUAAUCGAAUGCUUCAUGAUAGAGCGCAGCAUGCACCACGAUCCCCAACGUGGCCGACUAGAUCAUCUUGAUAAAGGUUGCCUAUGAAUUAGCGAGCUUCAGGAGAAUAAAUUGGAAGGCCCGAUGGUACUGAGAAGGAGUAAGGCAAUGUAUAAGGAAGAGGUUGUAGAUUGAGAUUGAGUCGGAGAACAGGCGUGGCGUGGGUUGGAAAAAUGAAAUGGAAAUGGAAAAUUCAAAGAGCAAGGUAUGCGGGAUUGUGUUGGAGAAUGAGAUUGGAGGAUGUAGUAGAUAGGAAUAAUUUUGCAUUUGUUUGGUUCAAAUCGGAUGCUUGCUGUUUGGAUUUUGUUUCCCUUGUUCAUCGUCUCAUUUGCGGGAAAUCGGCUGUUUAAUCUCAAUCAUGUUACUUGUUCAAAGAGCACUUACUAUCAUCAAAACCAAUAGAACAA